AUGGGCAAUCUCCUGUCUUCGCUGCUCCCCGCUAGGGUCCACAAGCGCCUGAGUCGGCUGUGGACGAACUCGUACUGGCUCGUGAGCACGGCCGCGUGGGUCGUCUCCACUGCGGCCAUCACCCUCGCCGCCCCCGUCAUCUUCCACUACGAGAAAGAAUGUCAAAUGUUUGAGACGCAGGCGCAGUUCUACCAGCAGCAGCAAGCGCUCUUGGCGUCAGGCGUGGCGGGAGCCUCAGGCAGCGCCCCAGGAGCCGCGCCGCUCUAA
This is a messenger RNA of Neospora caninum, 267 nucleotides long. RefSeq lists its product as hypothetical. Lineage: Eukaryota; Apicomplexa; Conoidasida; Eucoccidiorida; Sarcocystidae. The record is from RefSeq and is a predicted model, not a curated record. The transcript has a single exon. The coding region runs from base 1 to 267 and encodes 88 amino acids.